Messenger RNA from Kalmanozyma brasiliensis GHG001, 3630 nucleotides. Its product is annotated as Phosphatidylinositol 3-/4-kinase, catalytic domain protein. The coding region runs from base 1 to 3630 and encodes 1209 amino acids. Gene Ontology annotation, biological process: phosphatidylinositol-mediated signaling; phosphatidylinositol phosphate biosynthetic process. NCBI's taxonomy places the organism in Eukaryota, Fungi, Basidiomycota, Ustilaginomycetes, Ustilaginales. The transcript has a single exon. Gene Ontology annotation, cellular component: membrane; cytoplasm. Gene Ontology annotation, molecular function: 1-phosphatidylinositol 4-kinase activity. The record is from RefSeq and is a predicted model, not a curated record.
AUGGCGAGUCUUCUGCUUCGGCUCUUCAACUCGAAGCAGUUCUCGCCUCAACAUGCUCUCUCCUACCUCCGUACCUAUUCCGACAACAUAGGCAUCACCUACUACCUCGUUGCCCAGCUCGAAUCUGCUUUCGAGCCCGAGGAGGUCGAAUUCUACUGGCCACAGCUCUGUCACCUGCUCAUCACAAGACCGUCCGAGUCGCGCGCUCUCGAAUGCUUCAUUCUCCGAAGAUGUAGCCAGUCGGUCCACGUCGCUCUUCUCACCCUCUGGUACUUCCAAGCCGCCCUCUCCGACCUCUCCUCCAACCCACAUACCGCCUCCUUCCACAUCUGCCAUCGCGUCUUCAACCAAUGCCAGCGCAUCCUCUUUGAAGAUCCCCUCUCCAGCUCCAAUUCGGUCUAUGCGCUCAGCACAGCUGCAGCCACCAGCCAAAAUGCCGCUGGGCCGUCCGGUUCCAAUCUGCUCCAGUCAGGCCUCCAAAGCCUGCUCGCCGCCGCCAGCUCUUUGGGACGGCAAAAGGUCUCGUCCCAAGCUCCGCUCGCCAACAUCGUCGGUAUCGGCUCCGUCAUGGCCAGUGUCCCAGCCAUGCCAAGUCUAGCCGGCAUCACAGGUAGUAUCGCCAUUGAGCAGGCCAGACGGCCGCCCGAUGCCAUGCAAGAUGCGCUUGCUGCGCGAGACGCUUACGACCACGAGGAGGACGGCGAAGUCUACGGCAGCGGUCAUGGACCAUCAGGCGAAGAUGACGCUGCCGACAGCUCGGACAAUGACUCCCUGGACGAAAAGACAACCAGCACAAGAGAUGCAGCCAAGUCAUCCAAUUCGCGCGUGAUGUCAAGAGCAGACACUGCUCCUCUUCCGCCGCCUAAAGAUAGACCAGCUCCCGCUUCACCCAGCAAGGAAGUCACCUCGGGUGGCUCACUGCCCGUCGCUCCGGCUGCUAAGAAGGUCGACAAUCCGUUCGCCACUUUCGCUGCAGGCUUCAACGCCGGCUUCCUCGAUCUCAGCAACAAAGCCGCUGCUGCCGUGAGCGACGUCUUUGGCCAAACGCAGGACGAGCACGUCAGCUCCAAUGGCACAUCUACCGCCAGCAAGAAGAAGCAGGCCUCUGGCAAGGUACCACCCCCCUGGUCUCCAUCGAAGCACCGUCAGCUCGCCUCGGUCAGCCACUCAACUGCUCCUUCGCGCUCGGUGCCCAACCUCAUCACAAGCAGAGGCAGCGUCUCCUCCGUCUUUGCCUCCUCAGCCACCCUCGACCAGUCAGGCGCCAAAACGGAAGCCAUCUUGGCGCUCUACAACGCCGAAGCGCGACGCAGCUUGCUCCGCUCCAACUACUGCAAGGUACAAACGCAGUUCCUGUUGUCGCUGCAGGACAUCUCGGCUCGUCUGUUGCUCAUCCCGAAGCCAGCUCGAGUCUCGGCGUUGCGCGCAGAGCUGACAGCGCUCAACCACAAGCUACCCGCCGAUGUCUGCUUCCCCUUGUGGUGCACGGCGGACGACCGGGAUGUUCGAACAGCUUUUGACGGCAGGACGCAGACUCGACGCCACCACCGCGUCAUCCGCAUCAACCCGAGUGAGGCCGUGGUGCUCAAUUCGGCCGACCGUGUGCCCUUUCUCUUGCACGUGGAAGUGCUCAAUAACGAUCUCGACUUUGAUCCCGAUCGCAGGCAGAACAGGGAGACGCUGCGGCGUCUGGUCACGGAGGAGGACGUGCGCAGACGUAAAGUGGCCGCUGCAUCGUCGGGCCGGUCAUCAUUCGUUCAGUCGACGACGGAGCACGCACGACGAGGGUCCGACUUCAACACGGAUGCACAGGUCAGCACGCCAGACGCUGUGCAGGACAGCGAGUCGCCAGGGCAGGUCACAAGGACUAGCACGCCCAAGCCUCAAUCGCGCCCCUUUACUCCGCCCAUCGAGCGUGAGGUUCAGCCCGAACGGCGAGCCCAAAACGCGUCCGGCGGCACCAAUAUCCCCCCUGACGACGGAGAAGAAAUGGACCUGACCGAGCAGAUGUACGGCUCCGACCUCGCCGGCUUUGGUGGAGACCACGACUCGUCCGACGACGAAGACCUCGCCUCUCGCAACCGAAUGCACGAUACUGCUGCAUGGACAUCCGCUCCCUCCGGCACUACCACGACCACCACCAGCUCCGUCACAGGCGGCACAGGCACCGAUGAACAGCUCGGUGCAGGUCACCGGCCCAUGAAAGAGUUUUCCCUCGACGAGUACGCCCAACGCAUGCGCACCGCAGCCAUCAUGCUCUCGCAGCUCAACAAAUCCACCAACGCCUCGAAGGCGCAGGCGAUCAUCAACUACGGUCCCAGCCUCAACGCGCAGGGUGGGUGGAGUUCGUGGAUUGUGCCCACCAACUGGUAUUCUUCGUCUGCGCCUGCUGCCAACGGGGGCGGGGGCGGGGCGGGGGACAAGUCCGAGAUCGGUCAAGGUUCCGCCGGUGUCAGUACGCAUGUCAAGACGAGCAUCGAUUCGACCCGCGUCAUGGCUGGGAUGCCGAUGGGUGGUGGAGGUGGCGGUUCACGGCUGGUGCACGCCGAGACGGAAGCCAUCCGCAAACGCAUCAUGGAAGAAAUGAUGGCUUUGGAAGAGGAGCGCAUGCGACGGAUGAAGGCGGGUGGUCGCCAAGUGUCUGCAUCACGGGCGCGCAAAUCGGCGGGUCAAAUGGCGGAAGACGAGGAGGAAGCGGUCCUCCGUGCUGUCAACAAGGACGAUCCCUCCGCUGCGAUGUUCAGCGAAUCCUGGGCGGCCAAGAAGCAACGCAUCCGGGCGUCCUCACCCUACGGCCACCUGGCCAACUGGGACGUGUUCUCCGUCAUUGUCAAGACCGGUGCGGAUCUGCGACAGGAGCAGCUGGCGGUGCAGCUGAUCAACGAGUUCGGUCGCAUCUGGCAGGAAACGGGGUCCAAAUGCUGGGUGCGCUACUUCCGAAUCCUCGUUACUUCGGAGAACAGCGGGUUGAUGGAGACCAUCACGGACGCGGUGUCGGUGCACUCGAUCAAGAAGGAGGCGUACUCACGGAUGAAGGAGGAAGACAAGGCGGCUGGGUAUACGCUCUACGAUCACUUCCUCGCGGCGUAUGGUCCGCCAACGAGUGCGGGCUUCGUGGCGGCGAGGGAUCGAUUCAUGCGCAGUCUCGCCGGGUACAGCAUCAUUUCGUACCUGCUUCAGAUCAAGGAUCGGCACAACGGCAACAUUCUCGUCGAUAACGAGGGACGGUUGAUCCAUAUCGAUUUCGGUUUCAUGCUCGGUAUCAGCCCCGGAGGCGUCGGGUUCGAAGCGGCACCGUUCAAGAUGCCGCAGGAGUACAUCGAUAUCCUGGGUGGACUGGAGAGUCGAAAGUUUGACGAGUUCAAGCAGUUGAUGCGCAAAGGGUUUAGGGAUGUACGUGCGCACGCGGAAAGGAUCAUCAUGCUGGUCGAGCUGAUGAGCAAGGAUUCGAAGCUGCCGUGCUUCGCGCUGGGCGAUCUGACGGCGAGCAAUCUCAGGGACCGCUUCCAGCUGGGGCUGAGCCGGGAGCAGUGCGACGAAUUUGUCGAUCGGCUCGUGCUAGCUAGUGCCGGGUCGGCGUUUACACGGCUGUACGAUGUCUACCAGAGGAUGACCGAGGGGGUUUUGUAG